Molecule: messenger RNA, 5344 nt
Organism: Carassius carassius (crucian carp)
Lineage: Eukaryota; Metazoa; Chordata; Actinopteri; Cypriniformes; Cyprinidae
Product: guanine nucleotide-binding protein subunit alpha-11-like
Exons: 7
Coding region: 747-1826 (359 amino acids)
Biological process (GO): phospholipase C-activating dopamine receptor signaling pathway; action potential; adenylate cyclase-modulating G protein-coupled receptor signaling pathway
Cellular component (GO): heterotrimeric G-protein complex
Molecular function (GO): G-protein beta/gamma-subunit complex binding; GTPase activity; guanyl nucleotide binding
Source: RefSeq, a predicted model, not a curated record
GGUGCGAUCAUCUGGGAAAAAAAAUUCACUCCGUCGAUUUGUUUUUUUUUUCUUUUUUCCCCAGGAGCCCACACCUGUGUCAUUUUCCUUCGACUUUAAAUAUUCUCGAAGCCCAAAUCGGAUGCAAAGAAAUGAACGGUGAACUCAGCGCGUGGAGUAUAAAUAAAGAUUCCGGCUAGCUAGCAGCUUAGCCCACCCAAUUAAGCUAGUUAGUGCGCGUAGCUAAUUAACUUUUCGGCUUUUGGAUGCUCAGAAUCAAAUGUUCGCACUGUAGUCAGUGUUCUGUGCUGGCUGUCGUCUUCUGGCACCUGUCUCCGUGUGUUAGCUAGAGAUCCGGGCGGCUGAUGGACAGUGUCGCCGUGAAUCUGGGAAUCGGGGCGGUUAGCUUAGCGAGACAGCAAAGGACAGCACGGAUGUCGUGGCAGGCUAGUGUGUCCCUCCGGGACUCUAGUUGGUAGUCAUUACAGAUACUAAAACCAGGGCUCGAGUGGGUCUGAUAGCAUAGGAGAUCUCUAGAUUCACAAUCUCAUCCAGUCUUUGGCCUUGGUUGAUAGAUGCGUGUGUAUGAGCAGAUUGGGGGCUCUUUCGCUUCAUCGAUUUAACGCUGCGUCUACCAUAAGGCAUCCUGCAUUUUUUUAAACAACAUUCCCCCAAAUCCAUCCUGUUCCUCUUUCGACGCGGUUGCUAAGGGAAGCGGGCCGUAGAAGUGUGUCAGAUCAGGACUGGGAUCUCCAAACGCUGUGGGGAUGACUCUGGAGUCCAUGAUGGCCUGUUGCAUGAGUGAAGAGGCGAAGGAGUCCAAGAGGAUCAACGCCGAGAUCGACAAGCAGCUCCGGAGAGACAAACGAGACGCGAGACGAGAGCUCAAACUCCUCUUACUGGGCACGGGCGAGAGCGGCAAGAGUACGUUCAUCAAACAGAUGCGCAUCAUUCACGGGACAGGCUACACUGAUGAGGACAAGCGCGGCUUCACCAAACUCGUCUACCAGAACAUCUUCACCUCCAUGCAGGCCAUGAUCCGUGCCACUGAGAACCUCAAGAUCCCGUUCAAAUACGAAGAGAACAAGAACAAUGCUCUGCUGGUGCGAGAGGUCGACGUGGAGAAGGUUUGCUCCUUUGACCAGCCCUAUGUCAGUGCAAUAAAGAAGCUCUGGUCAGAUCCAGGCAUCCAGGAAGCCUACGACCGCAGGCGAGAGUACCAGCUCUCUGACUCCACUAAAUACUAUCUAAGUGAUUUGGACCGUAUCGCAGACCCUUCGUAUCUGCCGACUCAGCAAGACGUGCUUAGGGUUCGCAUCCCUACCACAGGGAUUAUUGAGUAUCCCUUCGACUUGCAAAGCAUCAUUUUCAGGAUGGUGGAUGUCGGAGGGCAACGAUCCGAGCGCAGGAAGUGGAUCCACUGCUUUGAGAAUGUCACGUCUAUCAUGUUCCUGGUUGCUUUGAGCGAAUACGACCAGGUCCUUGUGGAAUCUGACAAUGAGAAUCGCAUGGAGGAAAGCAAGGCGCUGUUUCGCACAAUCAUCACCUACCCCUGGUUCCAGAACUCUUCAGUCAUUCUGUUCCUGAACAAGAAGGACCUUCUGGAGGAGAAGAUCAUGUACUCCCACCUGGUGGACUACUUCCCUGAAUUUGACGGUCCGCAGAGGGACGCCCAGGCGGGCCGCGAGUUCAUCCUGAAGAUGUUCGUUGACCUGAACCCAGACAGCGACAAGAUCAUCUACUCGCACUUCACCUGCGCCACAGACACCGAAAACAUCCGCUUCGUCUUUGCGGCGGUCAAAGACACCAUCCUGCAGCACAACCUCAAAGAGUACAACCUAGUGUGAGCGAGAGAUCGAACGAGAGCGAGACACCUGCAGCCCACACACGGCCGAAAGCACUACACCCCUCACACGCAGAAACACACCUUCACCCCCUUUAGGCACUGGAUCUUCACAUAGUCCUUUUCUUUGGCUGUUUUCUUCUCUCUUCCUGAGUGUCGACCCCUCCAGCUCAUAGCUUUAUCAUCCAAUCUUCCUCAAACACGAAGGCUGGGCCGUUAAACCGGUGCCUGAUGACAAGGAGCGUUCGUUUGCUCUGUAGAUGGGCUGUAGGUGGGCUCUACCUGAAUGAAACUGGGGUACGAACUUAACGGAAACACUCAGUGGAUCGUCUGUAAGGGCGACAUCUUGAAGGACUUCACCUUGCAUCGCUGAAUUCAACCAGGUGUUCGUUGUGCAAUCACAUGCUGUAACACUAGAGGUGGAGGGGAUUUGAUUCAGUACUAUUUUAGGAGUGAUGUAUAGAGAUUUCCCAUCACUACUGGAGAAGAGAUGGCACACACCACGUGAAAUUAUUAUUAUUUUUUUCGUAAUGACAUGAAAGCCACCAGUUUUUUUUUUCUCUCUUUUUUUUCAAAAACGCUCAAAUUGCUUUCCCGAAAUAUUCUAAAAACAACCCAGUUCGCUUGUGUAUCCACUAAAUUUAUCAUUCAGGCAGCGAACGGUUUCCUCCAGUCUAAUGUUUUGCCAGUAUUGGGUGUUUAAUCCGUAUAAUUAAAGGGAUCCAGCUAGUAUUCAGAGAUAUUUACCCAAAGAUUGUGAUUUGUUUACAUGCUUCGUCACAUCAGUUUUAAAUCUUUGACCGAAAGAAUCAAAUUAAACACCUUUCGUAGCCAAUUCAUUCAUGUUUUACUCCGUAUCACAUUCAGUAUCUAGUGAUUUAAAUAUUCAUAGACUCACUUGGAACUCAGCGCAAAAGUGCUCUAUAGGGGGAAAUCGAUUGAGUUUGUUUUAUGUAAUUUAUGGACCAGAUAUGUAAUUAGUCGGACUCAUUUUCCAACUAAAUUUGAGUCUCUUCUGCUGUAAAAAACAAAAAAAAACAAAUCCAUUGGCAAGUGAUCUUUUCUUUUUAAUUUUUCCUUAAUCGAUUAUUGAUGAUCUGUUCGUUUUUUUUUUUGUUUUUUUUUGAAUAUUUGAAAUGCUUGAAAAUGGAGAGUUGAAUUUCCAUUUUAUCAACAUGGCUUUAUGCAAAUAGGAAAGCGAACUUUAUCAGUGGUUGAAUUCUUCACUGGCCUCUGCUUGCGUUGUUUUUUGAGAGUUCGCUCUCGGUUUCGUAGAACCAUAUCUUAGUUCUCGCUCGAUUUAUCUUUUUGGAUUCCAUAGCUAGCUGGCUUUUGGGGGGGGGGGGGGGGGGGUCUUUAUGAUGUAAUUCAGGUGAGUUUUCAUACUUUUCAUUACAAGGGCUAAUUGUGGGCAGAGAAUGAAAGGCCUCUAUGAAGACGAUAGAGCAAUAGGUACGCCGAAGUGGGUAUGUGAAUCAGGGACAGCGCGGGUGACACUGCGGGAGCCGCGGUUUUCCGUAGGUUCAGCUUGCAGUGUAUCCAGGGAGCACCUUCGGAGAUCUUCAGAAAAUGUAUGCUAUUUCUUGCCGCAAAUCAAACGACUUCGAAUGAGCUGUUUUGAUUUUUGUAAGUUUAGGAAUGAAGUAUUUGGUGGUGGUGAUGUCACACGUUUCCCUUUGCCAUGUUUGGUGUCGGGGUCUGUGACUGUGUUGCUUUUGAGUCCUGUUUACUCAUAUCGUACAAAUUAUUAUUUUUUUUUUUCUCAGCCGACUGGCUAUGAAUUUAUCGCACAUUAGCACUCGUACAGUCUUAUUGGCUUUGUUCGUAUUAUUGAAAGAACUUGAGAAAAGCUGAAUGUGUGAAAAAGAAUUAAAAAAAUCACGAGAUCUAACGUAAUGAUUAAGCAAAAUAUUUGAAUCACAAUGGUCACUUAUUAGCGCGAUUUAUUAUUUCUUUAACUAUUAAUUGAAUGUAUUGUAGGAGGAUUCUUUUUUUUUGUGAUGAAUUACUUUGGAAGUGUAGUUUUCAAGGCGUAUACGCAAUUUUCCCUGUAUAUUUGCAGUUUUGUUGCGUUUAAUUAAUCCUAUAAACCAUCUUUACAUAUACAUUUGGACCUUUUAGUGCAUUUUACGAAUUGUUUGCCAAAUUGCGAAUUUUCUUUAACUAAAUAGUCCUCCCGUGCCAGGCCAGUUAAGCUGCUUUUUUUGUUUUGUUUAUAGUUUUUCAAACAUCCAGAUGUGCAUACCGUCAUUCUUCUGGGCGGGGCUUCACACUUCAAUCAUUUUAAACCGUUCACUUGGGUGGGAUGAAACUAUCAGUCAUCAUAUACCAGUUUCAAACUGUUUUGUUGUUGUACAAGUAGUGGACCUGCAACUUUACGACGACAUUUUUGAACACAAGCUUUUGUACAUACGGCUUUUAUUUUGAAGGGCUAAGCCUAAUCUGAGAAACACCGUUCUUUAUCAGAAACAGAAACACUACAGCUAGUCAUUUCGUACCAAUUAGGUUCACAAAACAUCAGAAUAUGUUGUGCAGCUGGUAUAAGUAGCUUUGAUAUCCUGUUCAGCUGAUGUUUAAGGGUUUGUUUUUAGUCGUUCUCAACAUCUUGUGAUUAAGUUUGAUAUGUUUUUCCUCCCUGGGUUAAUGCACUGAACCUACUCUGCAGUAAAGGAACGAACUCCACUCAUGUGACGUAUCUGUUCCUCCAAACUCGUUCCUGGUACUCUUGAGAGAUGCACACACUAAUGAAUAGACAUGACGCUUUCGCUUGGGGUCCACGCUGACGUGAUGGAUGCCUACAAUAUGAAGCUAUCUUUCUUUCUUUUUUUAUUUCUGAUGUUGAUGCAUUACCUGAACACUUGUAUGUAGGACACUUUAAUAUAAUACAUUUGUUUUUGAUAAAACAGCUAAAAUAAACAUGUGUAGUGGUGUAUAAAAUCAAAGUAUUGUAUCACUUUGUAAUGUAUUUCUUGUUCGGUUGGUUGCUCUCUCUCUCUCUCUCUCUCUUUUUUUCUUUUCUUUUUUUAAAGCAUACCAAAUGUAAAUGAUGUACUAUAUUGAGUGUGCCAAUCCCUUUGAUUUGUAGAGCCAGACUCUUUAUAAGUGCCAAUGUUGUGGAAAUCAUUUAAAAAAGGACUUGUGUGUUUUAUGGUCCGGUUUUUAAAAACAAAUAAACAUUAAGUAUGUGAUUAUGGUAAAUGCGCAACAAGAAAAGGACCGUUUUAUUCUGUAUUUAAGAUUAAAGAUGACAAACUGCUGUUUUUAAAAGAAAUGACGUUUUAAUUGCAUGUGUUCGUUUCGGCGGAGAGGGUCGGGUAAAGGAGAAACCGUAUUAACGCGAAACCCUGCUGACAAGGGGCUUAAUUAUUGUUCAUUUACAGUAUUUUAGACAUUUCUCUUUUUGUAUGUUUCAUUUCAACCACUUUUGCCUGAACCUCAUUCAUACAUGAAAAUGACUUUCAUAGCCUUCUCCUUUAAAGAAAAAAAUAUCCAUUUUAAAUUGGAAUAAAAUUUGUUCCUAUA